This is a messenger RNA of Cuscuta campestris, 2435 nucleotides long. The record is from the annotation of a GenBank genome assembly. NCBI's taxonomy places the organism in Eukaryota, Viridiplantae, Streptophyta, Magnoliopsida, Solanales, Convolvulaceae.
CAGAGAAUUAAAUAGAAAAACAUCACAUUAUGAAAGAAUAAUUAUGAAAUUUAUUCUAAAUAAAUUGUAUACCUAAAAAAUCAAACGAGGCCAAGGUACUAAUUUGGGAGAUAAUGUGGACUGGUGCCGUGAACAAAACCCUGUGCACAGACUGAAAGCCACAAAAACGGUGGCUGGAACAAAACCCUGCGGACAGACUGAAAGUCACAAAAAUGCCGUCGUUUCCUCCGGUAGGCUCAGUCAGCAUUUGCGAAAUCAAUCGGGACCUCAUUACCGCCGAUGAAAUUUCCGACGAUCGUGCCAAGGAAACAUAUGGAAAACUUCUUGGAGUAGUAUUCAAACCGAUUCCUUUUCAAUUUGAGAAUCUCUGUGUUGGUGAGCUGAGCAAUGAUCCAUGCUCGGAAGAGCAGAGAAGUGGUUUGCUUUGGGCAGCACUGAAAGCUGUGUCCACUGGUGUGCUUAAGCAGAUUUUUCAUGCAGUUGAUGUAAAAUUGUUACCAGACAUUGAUUUUUGUGGAGUAAAUUGGCACCAACAUAAACAUAUUUUAGCAUUUAUUUCUGGAACUCACCAAGUGACUGUUUGUAAUUAUGAGGAUUCAGAUGGAAAAAAUCCUUGUAUUUUGAUCAAUGAAUCUCAAAAGGAUGUUAAAUGUCUUGAGUGGAGACCAAAUGGUGGGAGGACACUUUCUGUUGCUUGCAAAGGCGGAAUAUGCAUCUGGGCAUCUUCAUAUCCUGGCAAUGCAGCUUCGGUGAGAUCUGGAGUUACCUUGGGCACUCUUUCUAGAGGUUCUGGUACUAGAUGGACUCUUGUGGAUUUCCUACGGAGUUACGAAGAUGAACAAGUUAGUGCACUGUCAUGGAGCCCAACUGGAAGAUAUCCAAGCCAUAUCAUUUUAAUCAUUGUCAUGUAUUAGAUGUUCCUUUUGAUGACAUAAAGUGCUCCUUUUCUUUUUAUAUUCCUGGUUGCUUUUAGAUUACUUUUUGACAAUGUCUUAGCUUCAGGUAAAUAAAAAAACCAUCCCAGUAUAUGUCAUAGUUUUAGGUAAAUAAUGGAAAAAAAUCAAAAUUGCCCUGAGUGUUAAAACCACCCUAGUGUAUAUCCUUUUCCUCUCUUCCAAAAAUCCUGUUUGUUUUUGUAAAGAAUAAUUAGGAGUUUACCCUUUUUUUUGAGGCAGGGGCCUAUAGGAAACAACCUCUCCACCCUUCACAGGGAGAGGUAAGGUGCAUGUACUAGUACAAAAUACCCUAGUGUAUAUCCUGCAACAUCAUAUAUCGGUGCAUUUCAAUUUGCUUUGUGUGGAAUGAUAAAAUCACAUGUCUUGCCUUCCUUAACUAAACAUAACAUAUUUGGCAUCAGCUUCCUUUGAGAGUCCUUCGUUCACCAUAUGGGAUGUUGCUCAAGGAGUUGGCACACCCAUACGGCGUGGCUUAGGGGGAAUAUCAUUGCUCAAAUGGUCCCCAUCUGGAGAUUAUUUUUUUGCUGCAAAAUUUGAUGGGACAUUUUAUCUCUGGGAGACAAACACAUGGACUUCAGAACCAUGGUCCUCAACAAAUGGUUUUGUCACGGGAGCAGCAUGGGAUCCUGAUGGUAGUAAGAUACUUAUAGCAUUUUCGGGUUCCUCAACAUUAGGUUCCAUUCACUUUGCCACUAAACCUCCAUCACUGGAUGCACAUCUCAUACCUGUUGAGUUGCCAGAGAUACAAUCUCUGACUGAAAGUCAAGGGGUUGAGAGGAUAGCAUGGGAUGCCUCAGGAGAGCGUCUAGCUGUAUCAUACAAAGACGGGGAAGAACAAGUGAAAGGUCUUAUAGCCAUUUAUGAUGUCAAGAGAACUCCUCUGAUAUCAGCUUCAUUGAUAGGUUUUAUUAGAGGCCCUGGAGAAAACCCCAAGCCAUCCUCAUUUUCAUUUCACAACAAGUUUAAGCAGGGGCCACUGCUUUCAGUGUGUUGGAGCACCGGGAUUUGUGCCACAUAUCCACUCAUUUUUCGUUCACAUGUUCUUCCAUAAUCAAAAGGUAAUGGAGUUUUACUUGAACUGGAUCAUAUGAAUGUGCCAUUUGAAGUUUCCCAUAUGGAGAUGUCGAAGCAAAAUGGACAUUUUGCUAUUUUGGCAUCUCGAGCAGAUAACUACUCGCCACCCGGAAGAUAUCUUACACAGUUUUGUGUUUAUGCAACUGGAAAUCGAUAGUGAGAGGAGACGACUCUUCAGUGCUAUGCUACCAAUUGCACUGGCCUAAUGUCAUAAGAGACUUUGGUUUUUCACAGGACAAGAUUUAUUAUCCUUAUUUUUCUUAUAUUUUGUGCAAAGUACUAAAAUGAAGUCAGCAAUGGAGGAAGACUACUUUUGAUUACUUUAUACUCAUCAAAAGUCGUCAUUAGAUCAAGGUAGGAUUGAACAUGUUGCCCGUUAGGGGUGGACUCGACUUUGAUGGACCC